This is a messenger RNA of Mya arenaria, 2922 nucleotides long. RefSeq names its product TWiK family of potassium channels protein 7-like. The transcript is spliced from 8 exons. The coding region runs from base 272 to 1480 and encodes 402 amino acids. The record is from RefSeq and is a predicted model, not a curated record. Lineage: Eukaryota; Metazoa; Mollusca; Bivalvia; Myida; Myidae. Gene Ontology annotation, cellular component: membrane. Gene Ontology annotation, molecular function: potassium ion leak channel activity. Gene Ontology annotation, biological process: potassium ion transmembrane transport; stabilization of membrane potential.
CACAUUGUUAGCAGAAAGUCAAUCAAUAAAUGGAUCAGAGUUUCAACUUUUAAGAAUUGUUGUUUUAGAAUUUACAAGAGAUUAUAAUGUAACUGUGGCCCAAUAAAUCAGCAAUUCGGACCUGGCUGCUUCCAGAAUACAAUGUAAAUAAGCCGAAGGUAGAACGACAAUUCUGCUCACAAACAAGGAAAGAGCGGACAGUUUAAAAAUCAAGCUUUUUGUGAGUGUUACUUCAUUAUACUAUACAACCAUACCCAACCCGGCAGACACCAUGGUUUCGGUGGAAGAUGGGGAUGAAAAGAAACAGGAUGGCUGCUGUAAGGUCUUUUGGAAGUUCAUGUUUAGUCAUAUCGGCCUUUGCGCCAUGGUCGUGCUUUACAGCGUGGCUGGAGGUUUCAUAUUCGAGCACCUGGAGAGAGAGAAUGAGAAGGCGGUGUGUACCGAGAGCCUGGACGAGUAUGUACCCAUGCAAGACAAGACACUGGAGAACUUGAAGAAAGUAAUCCUGGAGAACAACCUGAACACGGACGCCAUGAUGAUCCAGAUGAAGUCUAUCCUACAGACGUUCCGGAACAACUCGCUGGCGAUAGGGUACGACGGGCGGAAUUGUGACGGCUAUGGAGAACCCAACGGACCGACGUAUGAGUGGUCGUGGGCGGGGGCCCUCAUGUUCUCUGUCACCGUCAUAACAACCAUAGGCUAUGGUCACAUUGCACCAAAAACCUUCUGGGGGAGACUCGUGUGUAUCGCCUACUCGCUGCUGGGAAUUCCUCUCAUGCUCCUCUGCCUCGCCAACAUCGGUGACGUCCUCGCCGACAUCUUCCGCUUCGUCUACUCCAAAAUCUGCUGCUGUGGCUGCUGCAGGAAGAAACAGAAGGACAAAGUCGUCUCAAUCAAGCCAACGAGUGAGGAGCCUGACAGUGCGUGGAACGACAAGACUAAGAUCAUACCCAACAACAAGGCGCCCAUGGGCACAGAGUUCUCCAAAAUACAGGACGACUCAACUCGACCAAAGAUCAAGACCGUGGACAUUAAAACACUCAAUAAAACCGAUCUCGCCAACAGGAAUAUGGCGAUUCGAAAUCAGCCAAUGAUCGUCGACGACGACAGCGAUGACGAGGAUGACGAUUUUGAUGAGAAAAAGGUCACCGUUCCGCUAACUGUAACCUUGGUCGUCAUAUUUGGCUAUAUUAUGGGCGGGGCACUGCUGUUCGGUCUAUGGGAGGGCUGGGACCUGCUGCAAUCCGCCUACUUCUGUUUCGUCACGCUGUCAACCAUCGGCUUCGGGGAUGUCGUGCCCGGCACCGACUUUGACAACCCACAGGCGACCGCGCAGUUGAUCCUCGGUGCCAUCUAUGUUCUCUUCGGUAUGGCGAUUUUGUCGAUGUGCUUCGCGUUGAUGCAGGAUGAAAUCAUAUCCAAAUGCACGUGGAUUGGACAGAAACUCGGGAUUGUGGACAAGGAACAGGACGACGAUUAAGGGGAUAUUGUGAGGAGGGACAUAUAAGGAAUACGUUAAAAAUAUUUCGGCUGAAAAACACACUUUUUAAAGUCUUGAUUUUGAUAUUCGACACCAAAUUUGCAUUUGUUUAAAAUGCGAUUGAAAUGCGAGUUAAGUUGUUUCGAACUGUGAAAGUUAUCCAAUAGAAUAUGUUUUCGGAGUUUCACCUGAUCGAAUGUAAAUAAGAUUUUUGUAAAUAUACAAAGAUUCGUUUCUAUACUUAUAUUUUUAUUCCGUGUAUUUUAUUAUGUCUGUGUUGUACAAAAGUUUUUAAUUGUGUUUAGUGUUUACGCUCAUGUUUCCGCCAGUGGGAUCGCCGGACAAAAUCUGAUUUAAUGGUUAACCAAGCUUCCGACGACAGUUACAGUCUAAGUUCCAUUUAAUCACUAUUACUGGAAUAAUUAAGCGUUUGUUCGGCGGUUCGCACAUGCGCGCUGGCUAGUCUAGAGACAAUUCGCGCCGAACUCUGAUAGUCAUUAUUUAUUGUUUGUCUUCUACGAUAAAGUCGGCGCAAGCUGUGUCAGACAUUCCGACCGUUUGGUGUAGAAUACAAACUUUCAGCUAUAACUAUUACCUAAAGCUUUGUAAACAACGUAUGUCUGUUAUUGAUAAAUUUUGUUAUCACUUUACAUAUUCACUUUAUUUAGGAUAUGUUUUUUAAACAGAUUGGCUACUUGUUUCAUGAACCCAUGGUAUCAGUUUUGUUUCAGAUUUAAAGACGACAAACAUAUCCCUUCGAUGAUUUUGUUCUGGACUUAUAUCAUAAAAAUAUUUUGUUCGGAUGUAUAUAGACAUAGUUCUAAAACACUUUUACAAGAAAAUGUAAUGUAUACAGAACACAUUUUAAUGCAGAUGUUUCAAACGUUCGGUUUGAAGUAUAUGAUUAAAAUAAUAGUUGUUUGAAUUGGAAAUAUUAACAAGUUAUUUCAUUUUGUCAACGAGUUUUGCACUUUCUUGGCUUCUGCUGUCUUUUGCAACGACUUCUCAUUAAAUACAACAAAAAAAAACACAAGAAAUAUCAAUUGAACCAAAUGUGACGUCAAUUAAGAAAGAUUUGAAUGAAGUUCUUCUAGAAAAUGUCAAUAAUGGAAAACUAAGGAUAACAUAAACACGAUUCUUUAUGAAAGAAACCAAGUGCCUUGUUCGAUCAGAAACGAACGAAGUCGUUAAUACUGACAUCAGUCCUAAGGAACACAAGAAAGGCAUUUUCUUAAAAACAAGUUUAUUUACGGUGACUGAUUUUAUUUAAUAUCUGAUUAAUAUAUUUUAUGAUAAAGAUAUACAUGCACUUCAAAUCCGAUGUAUAGAUUUUAUAAAUAAACUGACUUAUAUCUGAUCUGGGUUUUCACAAAAUAACAUCAUUGCUUUGUUAAAGUGAGGAGGGCUGUGAUACUUUAUCGUUUAUUAAAUUUAGAAGUUGA